AUUUUGCGAAUAAUAUUGUUCACGGAUAUUCAGUAUUGUUAUGUGUUGACGAUUGAUUGCUUAAAUUUUUUAUCAGGAAACAACAAUAAGUAAAAAGAUAAGCGACAUAGAAGAUAUGUGCAUUAAAGUGAAGUGAAAACGUAAAGAGAAAGUCAAGUAGGAAAUAUAUCGUAUGCGAUAACAUCAGGAUAAUCCGGCAGUAGUUUGGGAAGUUGAUGCCCAUUAGGAAAUCACAUUUCAGAUUCAAGGCUGAACUGAUUCAGCAGAAAUGCCAAUGGAGCAAGUACCCGUUUUAGAAAUUGACGGUGUGAAAUUCCAUCAGCACACGUCGAUUUGCAGAUACAUUGCAAAUAAAUUCAAUCUUUGCGGCGCCAAUGGAGAAGAAUCUCUUGAAAUAGAUGCUAUUGUAAAUGAUAUUAACGACAUGCGUAUUGAAAUCGCAAAUUAUUAUAAAGAAGAGGAUCCGAAUUUCAAGACAAAAUUAGAACAAAAAUUGUUGGAAAAAUUGCCAUUUUUUUUGAACAAAUUUGAAUCUAGAGUUUUGGAGAAUAAUGGGUUUUUCUUUAAGAACGAAAUAUCAUGGGCAGACAUUUAUUACGCUGGAAUAACUGAAGUUAUGUCAAAUAUUUUGAAAAGAGAUAUUAAUGAAAAAUACUCAAAUUUGAAAAAAUUAACCGACAAUAUUCGCCGUAAUGAAAAAAUAAAGGCCUAUCUAGAUAAGCGCCCUACUACAGUUUUAUAAUUCGAAAAUUACUACAUGAGAAUUUAUUUUUUCAUUCGUAUUUGUACCUACUCAUUUUUAAAUUUUUAAGAGAUUAUAAUUUUUAUUUCUAUGGUUGUGGUACUGACUUGCUCGGUAAAUCACAAAUCAAUUUAUUCCGUUAAUAAAAAUAAUCAAUUGUUUUAACUGUUAAUUAUAGUAAAUGAAACCGCGUACUUGCAUUUUUAUUUUUAAUCAUCCUCUAUUGUUAUUUUUUACUAACAAUAAGUAUACCCAUGCCCAUACAUAUAUGACGAAUUUAAUUAUUUUACCGACGCACACGUCGUUUUCGCGGAGUUCGGUGGUGGGGAUGUGAUAGAUAUAUUUCAAAAGUCGCUGUUGGCUGCCCUGCUGUUUUAAAGAACCGCCAAGGCGCCAUGAAGGCCGUCAUUCGCAGUCCGCCAGUGCUUAUACUGCUGCAGCACAUUAGAGGCGAGCAGUUUCUUGAUUCCUGACUAUUAAAGCUGGCUUUUUCAAUAAAUCAAAAAUCAUGGAGGGUGAAAGUUGCUUUGUCACAUGUGCGACUGUUAUAGAAUGGACUAAUGCCCAAGGAUCGUCUACAAGAAAAGUAAAUUACCGUACAGCAACCUCUCGCCUGAUCCGAAACAGUUUUCGGCAUUUACUUGUUGAAGUUCGAGCAGAGAAAGCUAGUGGUGCUAUUAAAUUGCAUCUAAAAGAAUUUGCAGUAUUUAAUCGAUUUAUGAAUGAAGGAAAGGCUUCAAUCAAAUUUAAGUCAGAAAAUUGUACUCUCUACUUUUCUAAUGCACCAGUUGCACAACUCACAAACUUUUUGAAAACAAUUUUUGUUAAGAUGUCUAACAAGGACGAUGAUAGUCAUAAGCCUGUAAAGAAUCCCUUGAGAGAAAAAGUACUGGGUAAUCAAGGUGUUCAAGAUGUUAGUCCUGCAACAGUUGCUGAGUUGAAUAAAGCAAGAGAAAAGGCAUCUACAAUUUCAAGAGCAACUAUUACAACACCUUCUCCAACCAAUGUUAGAAAAAGAAAGCUUUCUGCUAGCAAUAGCACUUCUAAUACUCCAAAGAUUCCAAGAGCUAAGAAAUUGUUUAGUCAGCCAACAAUUGAUGAAAUGACAGAAGAACAAUCCAAAGUUUUAGAAUGUGUUUUGAAUGGAAAAAAUAUAUUUUUCACUGGCAGUGCUGGCACUGGUAAGUCAUUUCUUUUGAAGAGAAUUAUUGCUGCUCUUCCUCCAGAUGUGACAAUGGCUACAGCAAGUACUGGAGUCGCAGCUUGUCAUAUUGGUGGCAUAACUUUGCAUCAAUUUGCUGGAAUCGGCUUGGGAACUGGUACAAUCGAAAGAUGCAAGCAAAUGGUAUCAAAAUCAGCAGCUGGUACAAUUUGGAGGAAAACAAAACACUUAAUUAUUGACGAAAUUUCUAUGGUGGAUGGAGACUUUUUUGACAAAAUAGAGACUAUUGCUAGGUUUGUUAGAAAUAGUGAGAAACCUUUUGGAGGUAUUCAAUUAAUUUUAUGUGGAGACUUUUUUCAAUUACCACCUGUUAGUAGUAAAACUGAGCAAGCUAAAUUUUGUUUUCAAAGCGAUGCUUGGGCAAAAUGUGUUCAAUUAAACUUUGAACUCAAGACUGUUCAUCGUCAAACAGAUCCUAAAUUUAUCAAUAUUUUAAACAGAUUAAGGAUAGGACAAGUCACAGAUGAAAUAACAGAAAUUUUGAAAAAUACCUCUAGACAAAAAAUAGAAACUGAAGGUAUUCUGGCGACUCGUCUGUGUUCUCAUGUGAACGAAGCAAAUGAAAUAAAUGAAUCUCAAUUGAAUAAGUUAAGUGGAAUUUCUAAAGUUUAUGCAGCUCAAGAUUCAGAUCAAUCUAUGACUAAAGCUUUGGAUCAACAGUUGCCAGUACCAAAUAAACUUGUUCUAAAAGUGGGAGCACAAGUCAUGCUGUUAAAAAAUCUUAGCAUAAGUGGAGGACUUGUAAAUGGAGCAAGAGGAGUUGUAGUCAAAUUUGAAGAUGACAUGCCAGUAGUACACUUUCGUACUGGGGCCAAUUAUAAAGCAAAGAUGGAAAAAUGGAGCAUUAAAACUGCUGGAGGAGCCAUCAUCUACAGGAAGCAAUUGCCACUAAAGCUUGCGUGGGCUUUUUCCAUACACAAAAGUCAAGGUCUAACCUUGGAUUGUGUUGAAAUGAGUCUGGCAAGAGUAUUUGAUGCAGGACAAGCAUAUGUAGCAUUAUCAAGAGCCCAAAGUUUGCAAACUCUGAGAGUUUUAGAUUUCAGCGCUCAACAAGUGUGGGCAAACAAGGAGGUACUGAAUUUCUACAGGAGAUUCCGAAGACAAUUAGAACUAAUGGAGAUAGUUCCUUUAGGAAAAAAGCCUAAAUUUGGGUGACAGUAUAAGUGCCUUAGGUAAAUUUUUAAUUUUUGAAAGAAAUUGAUGAAUCUAACAAGUACAUACACAUGAAAUACAUUAUUUUAUAACAUUAUAGCUUAUAUAGAUAUUUUAGUUAAGUACCUGCAUCAAGAUCAAACAAUUUUUUUCUUUUGUUUAUAAAAUACUGUAUUUCACUGUAUAACUGCUCAAUUUCUCAUAAUGGAAACGUGCAGUAUUUUAGUUUAACUUUGAAAUUGUAAUUAUAGAUUUUUAAAAAUAUUUUUAUAAGCAGAAAGAAUUUUUAUAAAAAUAUUAUAGAUGGAGUUUAGUGCAUUGCUAUAACUGUUCUGCUAUGCUAGACCAUUUUUGUAAUUUUAUAACGUAAUUGUAGACAAACUCUAAUUAGGAAAUUAUAUAAUCUGAAGAAAAUAUAUAAUAAUUUAUUUCUUAAUUCCAAUAAAUAAAUACGAAU
Molecule: messenger RNA, 3573 nt
Organism: Nasonia vitripennis (jewel wasp)
Lineage: Eukaryota; Metazoa; Arthropoda; Insecta; Hymenoptera; Pteromalidae
Gene: Pif1
Product: ATP-dependent DNA helicase PIF1
Exons: 5
Coding region: 1251-3119 (622 amino acids)
Biological process (GO): telomere maintenance; DNA repair
Molecular function (GO): DNA helicase activity; ATP hydrolysis activity
Source: RefSeq, a predicted model, not a curated record